GGCCACCUUAAUAAUUUAGAGAAGUUAAUCUGUUAGUGCUACUUCAGUGCCUUCAAACUAUCACGAUAUUGUUUCUUGUACGAAUUUGUUAGAGUGCGCUGGUGAUUCCUGGUGAUAUCCACCGAGUGUUCUGGAACGUUUACCGCGCUACUAAUUGUCGUCAUGGGGCGUGCAGAAGCAGAUAGUGAGAAAGAAAAGGGGAAUGACGCUUAUAAGAAAAAGGACUUCGAAAGUGCAAUCACACAUUACGACAAUGCAAUAAAACUUGACCCAACGUGCAUAACGUAUUACACAAACAAAGCUGCAGUGUAUUACGAGAAAGGUGAAUAUGAUAAGUGCGUGGAGAUAUGUGAAGAGGCUGUUGAGAUAGGUAGAGAAAACAGAGCCGACUUCAAAUUGAUUGCCAAAGCAUUCGCGCGUGCUGCUCAUGCUUGUGAGAAAAAGGAGGAUUAUCCUAAUGCAAAAAAAUAUUACGAUAAGUCACUGUCCGAAUCUAAGCAACCAGACGUUGAGAAGAGUGCUCGAGCUUUAGAAAAUCGUAUGAAGGAAAUGGAAAGGUUAGCAUAUAUUAACCCAGAGAUGUCGGAAAUGGAAAAAGUCAAGGGAAACGAAUGUUAUCAGAAGGGUGAUUACCCAGCUGCCAUAAAACAUUACACUGAGGCUAUAAAGAGAAAUCCAUCUGACGCCAAACUGUAUAGUAAUCGUGCAGCAUGUUACACAAAGUUAAUGGAGUUUCCUUUAGCGGUUAGUGAUUGUAAUAAGUGCAUCGAGGCAGAUCCGAAAUUUAUCAAAGGUUACCUCAGGAAAGGAGCAGCAUGCAAUGCCAUGAAGGAUUUUACUCAAGCAAGAAAGGCUUUUCGAUUCUCAGUCAAUCGCACCACUAUACUGAGGCAAACUUGCCCUGAGAAAAAUGAUCUGCAUGUCGCUUGAGAAUGUCAUAAGAGUCUCGCACUACUCGGUUAAGGUUGUGGGCAGAAGUCGAAUACAUCAGAAAAUUUCAUGUACUUGUUUAAACGAAGUGCUGGGUACAACUGCUGGUGAAAUGCAACAAAUAAGCUACUUGGCUGUAAAAUUAAUAAACAACGUAUUAGUGUGAAGAUUCGUUAACGCUGCAUGAUUUUUAUGUUCUUCAAUCUUUUAGGAAAGCUCUAGAGCUAGAUCCAGAUUGUUCGGAGGCUAGAGAAGGUCUCAGUCAAUCAUAUACAAAUGAUGACGAUCCAGAAGCUGCUCGCAAGCGUGCUAUGAACGAUCCUGAAAUAGCUUCCAUCUUGUCUGAUCCAGCCAUGCGCCUUAUUCUAGAUCAGAUGUCAGAUCCUACUGCACUUCGUGCGCACCUUAAUAAUCCAGAGAUAGCAUCCAAACUAAUGAAGCUCAUUGAUGCCGGCUUGAUUUCAUUUCGGUGAACCUUCCUUAUGAUAGUUCUGUGUCCAAUAAAUUAAUUCACGAACACUUUUAACUCUUUAAAGAAUGCAAAAUUCGAAUAUUCAAAUACUUUUAUCAGCCAUCAACUUCAGGAAAACAACUAGUUCAGAACCAACACUUUCUGCUUGCGGGAAUUUUGAUUCAUGUACAUUUAUACAAACAAUAAAUCUUGAAAAUACAGGCGAAUAAAGUA
Molecule: messenger RNA, 1615 nt
Organism: Schistosoma margrebowiei
Lineage: Eukaryota; Metazoa; Platyhelminthes; Trematoda; Strigeidida; Schistosomatidae
Source: the annotation of a GenBank genome assembly